UUAAGAUGCACUUUUAAGCUUGGAGGGCAUUGAGGGAGCAGGUUCUGGGCCUUGAGUGUUGUUGGCAAGGGCAGCCUCAGCAUCUGCCUAGGAGUUAGGUCACCUGGGGGCCUGCUAACGGGGCUGAGGCGGGUCUAGAAUGGUUUGUUGUUUAUUUUGCUGGAAAAUUCACUCAGGGAUCAACUGCCUUGAAGGGCAGAGAGGAGAGGCUGAUUAUUGUGACUGUUGUGAGAAGCUUGCAGAGACGGAACCAAGGCCCCAUCAGUGUGACUGUCCAGUAGCAGAGCCUUCUGCAUCCCCACCCCUCACUGCAGGGUGGGAAUGGAGGAGGGGGCUGCUCCCAGGUGUUGUCUUCCUGCCCUUGGGGUGUGGGCUUCAGGGUGCUGCACUCGCGACCUUUCCCCUCCCCUACUUCUUUGAAAACCGCUCUGAUGUCACACUUGAGUGUCUGUUCCGUUUUAGAUAUCCAGGGCUGCUGCUGCUCAUGCACAGUUGCCCAGUUCUGUAAACUCAGCCAGCUAAACCUCAGCGCUCUCAAGUUUAAACCCAGGUGACUUGGACUGAGUGUGGUGUUGGCUAAGUGGCCAAGAGGGCAUGGAUGCCUUCAGUGAACUCUGGGCUGCUGUGCAGGGAGCUCCAAGCAGUGUUGGUACCAAAAAUUGCUUUUUUAACUUUUGAACAAUUUUGUCAAGUGGUGGAAUUGAAUUUUAAGUGUGUUGAUUAAUAGCUGUGCUCUGUCUCAUAGGGAAAAUCCCACUGAAGAAGCCUCCGUGGCCUGCAGCCAGCAGCAGGGCUAAAAGCACUUGUUGGCCAAGGAAUGCCUGUUGCCCAGGGCUCUGGGUGGGGGAGGAAUGAGAUGUCCCAAGAACAGGAAGUCCUUUUAUGAACCAGUCUCUUCCUGUCCUCCCGUACCCUGGGUUGGGGCAAGGCGAAGAUUAGAUGCCGGGGAUUAGAUGCCGAGUGGCCCUUGGGGCCACCCACCUUGGCCCUAAAUUCCUGUGUAGGUGGCCCGCAGGAGUACUGGCCGGGGCCAUCAGGUAGCCCAGGGUUCUUGGCAGGGGCUCUGCCCUUUUCUGCCUGUUCCCUGAGUCCGCAGACCUUUAACAGGCCUGACAGGCAGACUCAGCAGCACUUGCAGAGCAGAGCCUGGGAAGCUGUUCCUUUUGGCUGACUCCUUCCCGGCGCCUUGCCCUGCACCCAGUGGCUUCUCCCAGCCCCAUGGUCACAGCACUCCUUCACUUGUUCACGGAGGGUUCCCAGAGCAAUAAAGGGUGUCCUGAGCCUUCAGUUCCUCCCAGGCCUGGGGGACCGGCUGUUUGGACUGUGCCACAGGGCAACAUGAGGGCAGCCGCGCCUGUGAGGUUGGUGGUGCUGACGUUGGCUCUGCGAGGUCGGCUCAAGGUAGGUCUGGAUAUUGAGCAGGCCUGUCAGGGCGUUGUCACCCACACCAGGAGCACGUGGCAGGUGCGGCAGGCAGCGACACUUCCCUCUUCAGCCCACCACCCAGGAGUUUGUGUGUCCCCUGUCUCCGGCCCACAAGGGCCAUUGCACUAUGUGACCCUGAAUGCACAUUAAACUCUUAAACCUACAAUGACUCGGGCAUUCCUUGCUCUUGUCUUGCACUAGCGCUGCACUGAAGUGGCAGCUGUCUAGCUGCAGGUGGGAGCAGGGAGGGAUAAACGUGGAAGGCUGGACUGGGAUUCCAGUUUCAGAGUUGGAAUGCUGUCCACCCCAUUUCACACCCAUUACAGAGGAACAGGUUCCAAAGAAUCAGGAAAAGCAAGAUAAAACGGAAAGCGGAGAGGGAAAGGGCCCCAGGGUGAAGCUGGUGGAGGCAGGCAUGCCCACGGUGGGCUGCCAUGCAGCAGCUGGAUGGCCAGAGGCGCAGGGCAGUGAGCGGAGCUGAAUUAGAAACUGCCCUGGGGAGGACACCGAGGCUGUCCUAAUGGUCCUGGUGCGUGGUCCAGCCUCUCGGAGCCUGCUGUCAGCACGAGCUCUGCAUGGCGCCCGUCCUGUGUUGGUGAGGGCAGGGGAGUGGCUAGGGGUGCACAGACCCACACCGCUUGUUCACUGAACAGGCAUUUAUUGACAGCUUGCUGUGUGCCAGGGCCUGUGUGUGGCCCUGGUAGUCUAGAGGUAACCUGAGAGACUUAGACACCUCUUCAGGGAAAACUAAAUCUGUCCCAACCAGACUUAUCAAGUUGCCCUGCCCAGGCCUGGGCUGCCCUCCAGUCAGCAGGCUGGACUUGAUUUCCACGUGGCUGUGCCCUAUACCCUCCCAAACCCCGUGCUCUGCAGUCUGCACAGGCCAGGUGUCUGGAGAGCCAGGCCUGGUGACAGGCACCCCCAGGUGGGAGGAGGGGACUGUCCUGGCUCUGACCUGGACAUCAGAUCCGGAGCUGGGCAAGAGGUGGUGGGUCAGGAGGGGAGGGGUCCAGUUGUUUGGCUCAUCAGAGGCGUCCUGAGGUUUCCUGGGCGAGGCGGCAGGCAAGGGGCUGCAGACAAUCGGCGCAUUGUCAGCAGGGGCUGCAGCAUGGAGCACGGGAGCUGCCGCACCGAGAGCCCCGGGCCCAGGCCCGCAGCAGUGAAGAUCAAGCCCUGCCACAGAGGCUGGAGAGCCGCUGGCCUGCUGCUGCUGCUGCUGGCACUGGCCACUGUGGGGGCCGUGGCUGGGGGGCUCCUUGGCUUCGCUCAGGGCACUCCUAAGCCAUUGCUGCAGAUGCUGCGACUGACCCUCGCAAGCCCCCAGGUACCCCGGUCCAACCAAACCAUCCUGGUGGACAUGGCCCUGAACGCAGCAACCAUUACAGUGACUCCACCUCAGAGCAACCGCAGCUGGGUGGUGCUGUUCGACGGGCAGAGCGGCUGCAUCUGUUACCGCCCCGAGGAGCACCAGGCCUGCUUCCUCCGCCUGAUGGAGGACCGGGAUCGGGAGACCCUGCAGCUGCUGGUGAACACCUCGAGGGCCCAAGGGUCUCGCACCCCCAGCCAGGACACCCACUAUGCCCAGGAGCUGCUGGCCGUGCAAGGGAGCCAUGAGGUGGACCCUGCCCGGGUGGGGGCUUUGGUGCAGCACCUUUGUGCAAAGACCCCCAUCUACUGGGCCCGUCGAGCAGAGGGUGAGUCAGGGCAGCUGUGUGGGGAGGCUCCUCCGGACAGUCUGGGGGGCUUGGGGGAGAAGCCCUUCGGGAAUUCAUGGAGCCCCCUCCCCCCAGGGCCCCAGAGGCAGCGGUUGAUCUAUCUCUGCAUCGACAUCUGCUUCCCAAGCAACAUCUGCGUGUCAGUCUGCUUUUAUUACCUCCCAGACUAAGCCCUCUGGCCUGGGCCAGCCCAGCCCCUGUCCCCAGUCUAGUGGGCCGGCUGGGUCACCAGCACCAUGGAGGACGAGGACAGCUGCUGCAGGGACUAAUAAACCCUUCCACCUGGC
Molecule: messenger RNA, 3427 nt
Organism: Lemur catta (Ring-tailed lemur)
Lineage: Eukaryota; Metazoa; Chordata; Mammalia; Primates; Lemuridae
Gene: BRICD5
Product: BRICHOS domain containing 5
Exons: 5
Coding region: 2534-3310 (258 amino acids)
Biological process (GO): regulation of cell population proliferation
Source: RefSeq, a predicted model, not a curated record